Molecule: messenger RNA, 6343 nt
Organism: Alexandromys fortis (reed vole)
Lineage: Eukaryota; Metazoa; Chordata; Mammalia; Rodentia; Cricetidae
Gene: Tlcd4
Product: TLC domain containing 4
Exons: 8
Coding region: 468-1259 (263 amino acids)
Biological process (GO): lipid homeostasis
Cellular component (GO): endoplasmic reticulum; membrane
Source: RefSeq, a predicted model, not a curated record
AGCGGCCGCGGCCCCUUUAAGGAGCCGCUCUGCGGUAACCCGAGCCCGCAGUCCGGGCGGGCGCGGCGGCAGCGGCGGCGCGAGCCUCGGCGACUGCUCCUCCAGGCGUCCCCGGCUCCCGCGAGCAUCUCGCGCGUGGCUCCGGCCGGCGCAGUCCUCCGGCCCGGCCGGAUGACCAGGCGCCUGUAAACCCGGCUGCCCUCUCCCGGCUCCGCGCAGCCGCCGCCCGCGCGACUCAUCCCGGGACCCGGCACAGGAAUUCAAACGUGAGAUUUGUAGUUAAACAAAAACAAACAAACAAACAAAACCACGUCUCUAUAAAUUCAAGAUCAGCCUUGUCUACGUACUGAGUUUCAGGACAGCCAGUUCUCAGCAGGAAAGAACAAAACAAGAACUAAAACCACGUCACUUCGCUUGACGACCGGUCUGGUUCCACACUGGAGGCUGAAUCAGCAGGUUGAAGAGCUAUGGAUGCCAACACCAAAGUGGUCAUCGGCACGCUUUGUGGCAGCUUCCUCCUCUUCCAGGUUCUUUUCCAUUUUGUAAGUUACUGGUUUUCAGCCAAAGUUUCUACAGGUUAUAAUAGUCUUAGCAUCGACAAGAAGAUCGAAUGGAACUCAAGGGUAGUAUCUACAUGCCACUCUUUGCUGGUUGGGAUUUUUGGCUUAUACCUCUUCUUCUUUGAUGAGCCUACUAUCGCUGAUCCACUCUGGGGUGAUCCAAUGCUUGUGAAAUUGAAUAUUGCAACUGCUUCAGGCUACCUCAUUUCUGAUUUAUUGAUUAUCCUUUUGAAUUGGAAAGUGAUCGGCGACAAGUUUUUUGUAAUUCACCAUUGUACAGCGCUGGCUGCAUACUACUUUGUACUGAAAGAUGGAAUGCUAGCGUACAUUGCCAACUUCCGCUUGCUUGCCGAGCUUUCCAGCCCCUUUGUGAACCAGAGGUGGUUCUUUGAAACCCUAAAGUACCCCAAGUUUUCCAAAGUCAACGUCAUCAAUGGAGUUCUCAUGACAGUGGUCUUUUUCGUAGUGCGGAUCCUCGCGAUACCUCCUUUGUAUUUCUUCAUAUACUCUGUGUACGGAACAGAAGCCUACGUGAGGCUCGGAUUUGUGAUCCAGUGUACCUGGAUCACUACCUGUCUUAUUUUGGAUGUGAUGAAUGUCAUGUGGAUGAUCAAAAUUACAAAAGGAUGCAUCAAGGUCAUCUCUCUCAUCAGACAAGAGGAAGCCAAGAGUAGCCUUCAGAACGGAAAACUUGAUUAAAGGCGUGCUUCAUCAAACACCGGUGUUUCCAAAGCCAUCUUCAUUCCUCCCCGCGUCACGUCUACUGAUAGAUGAGUUCUCGGCAUGCUCCUCUGCUGCUCUGUUCCUUAUGACUGUUUGUUAUUCAGGGUUUCCGUGUCUUCUUCUCUCUCUUUCAUCUUUAGAAAAGGAAAAUAAAAUUUAGUUUUCACUCCCAAGUUAUCUUCUUUCCUUCUGCCUUUUAAGCAUGGCUAGACAUCGACAGGUUUCAGUAGAAGUUGUAAGUGGAGUGGAGCGCCUUUUCUGAACUCGCAGUGUGCAUGGGCAUCAUUCUCUGCAGAGAAAUGACUGUGGGGGUGCCCCGCUUCACUGAAGGAGCGAGAACUGCUUUUAAGUCCGUAAGCGGCUCGGUUUGUUGUGCUGUGUUCUUUUCUAAUGCCAAUGCCUGCGGAGGGUCUGAUUUCUAAGUUGCUAACAUGUCCUUUUCCAGGCCAUCAGAAUUGACACAGUUUCAUUUGGGUAUGUGGUCAUCUAUUAUGAAGGAGUAUUUCACUCUUUGACAAUAUCAUGUUUGAACAUACUCCCUGCAUUUUAAGAUUUCAGAUGCUGCUUUAUGUCUUUAGUGUUUCAUCAAACAGUUUUAAAAACUGUAUGUCAGGCAAGGCUUAAGACCCAUUGUGUGGACCUUGGGGACGAAUGUCUUCUAAAAGUGCAUGCUGGGAACAUGGCUUCUGUACUACUGCCUUCCCUCUGUUUCCUUGUACUUUUUCCAUGAAAAAAAAAAAAAAAAAGAUACUCUUCUUGCAAAAUCUUCCCUGAGUUUAAAGCCUGAUGCCAGAAUACCAAUCUUUCCCAGAAUGCAUUUGUCAUACCCCAGAAAUGGGCCUUGUGUUGAUUGGUUAGACUGACGGCACCACAGACAGGUCAGUGUUUGGGUUUAUCCGUAGACUUUCUCAGGCUUGCUUAGUCCAUCUUUGCUUUGCAUUUUUCUUGAGCAGGAAGGAAGAAGGUGAUUUAACCCAAGUAUUCUGAUGAUCAAAACUGUCAUUCUAUGUGAAGAAAGUGUGUGUAUGUGUUUACUUUCACUUUGGUUCUUGCAAUCCAAAUAGAGAAUUAUAUAUUUAGCUAUUAUUGCCUUUAUUUAUUUUUUUCUGAAGUACUUGACUUUAAUGAUUGUUCUUAAGAAAAAAAAAGAGACAUAAUUCAAUUAGUGGUGAAUACUUGAAUUUAACUGAACCUAAACCAAAACAUCUAAUCCAUCUAGAGUCUCAGAUUGAAGGGGAAUGUUUCGUUAUUCAUCUUAUGAUGGUGAAAGGAGAGUGGUGUAAUGUAGUCAGGAUGGUUACUGUAAUGCAGUUUCAUCUGAUUGUCUGGUACAGAGAGAGUCUGGCAAGGUCUAGUAUGUUUAAAGAUGGGAAUUAAAAAUUCAGCCAAUCAAAUGUUAAAAUCAGCUCCGUUUACUUUUGAAAGAUAAAGUAAUGUAACAGAUAGGACUUCUGUAAAGCAGCUAAUGUUUCAUUGGUAACGGCUUGUUUAUUCUACAUCAGAGGCACUCAAGAGUAUUGGUUGUCUAAAGGAUGAAGGUAUAGGAACGCAAAUGAUUUUACAUUGUUCUCGGCUCUUACAAGAAAAGUGGGCUAUUUUUUUUUAAAGGAAAGAAGACAUUUAUAUUAUAAAACUGUUUUAUAAAUUCACCAAAAAGUGUUUUUUUUUGACACUUUGAAUAUUGCUGCAGUUCUGAACACAGAUUUCAAACUCACCAUCAAAACAAUGACAGCAUACAGUUAAGAAUCUCCAUGUAAGCAAUAACUGUUUCCUGCUUAAAAGGUCAUUGCUGUUACUUUUAAUUGAUUGAUGUAGCCAGUCAUCAAAUAAGUAUAUUCGGGAUAUCAAAUGUUAAACUAAGGUUUGCCAUUCCCUUUGUCAGCAGCCCUUACUAGCUGCAGCACCCAGAAGUCAGUUCUCCACGUUCUCUUGGGGAAUCAGUGCAAUGGGAAUGCCCCGUGAACUGCCACUACAAUGCAAGCCAGCCUCCGGAUGGGGCUGUAUUUUUGCUGUGGUUAUAUUUAUCAACCGAAAAUCCAAAUAAAGAUAUAACAUAAUAUUUACUAAAACAAUGAAAUUUUCAUUUAUUGAAUGACAAAUUUUUGCUAGAUAUUUUAGAUAUUAAGUAUUUUGGCUACGUGGAUUGAUUUAAACAAGUCCAUUAGGCAUUCUGAUAUUUAACAACUCUUAAAAAAAUCUUUAUAGAAAAUAAAAGCAAAUUGGUAUACAUUUUUAAGCAAUUCUAUUUUUCUAGAAAAGAUUAGUGACAAUCUGAAUGUGUAGUACUCUAGAAAAUAAAAAGUUCUCAUGAAACUUAAAAAAAAAGCAAAAAUAGCAUGCAAGAUCGUGGAUCCUGCAUUCAAUAUUUUGUGUGAGAGACUAAAAUUUUUAAGCUUGGGUUUAUAGAAUUUGCACUCUUGUGUCUAAAAUCACUUAGAGGACUGUUUGCAUUUACUUAAAAUUAAAAAUGAGUUACGUAUGCAUGCAAGGAAAUUAACUCAAAUUACUCUGUGGUAGGUUGACUUUUUAAAUUUUAACUGCUUUUUUGUUAUCUCAUGGGCCAGUUAGGAAUCAGGAGGAAUAAUGGUAGACCGUUACCAUCUCUGGGAGCCGGUUUGCUGUAUUAUGGAUAAACUGGGUCCAUAGGGGAUCUGGUUGGAAAUUACUUAGUCUAUAGGUAUUUUGAAUGAAGUUCUCUCAGUAAUUUUAAUAAUUUGUUUAACUCCGCUUUUGUUCAAGUGUCAGAUUUUUUUAAUUGCUUCCUCUUGAGACCUUGGGCAUUUGGAGACGAGUUCUUCUUGAGGAUUCGCUGACUGCUGGUGACAUUUCUUUGGCAUCUGGAAAUGUCAUUUUUCAUGGAGGCACAGGGAAAAGUACCAUCAAAAUGUGUGUUUCUUUCCUUUCAGUUUUAAGAAAAAUCUACAUGUCCCACAAGCCUCUAUUAACAUACCUGGAUGAGUUUGUUCCUGCAUUGCUGCAAGUAUGUAAAUAGGCAAUCUCAAGGAUUGGUUUGUUUGCAUUGCCUGACUUUAAGUACUUCAGUGGCUUGGGCAGCUAAAAAGCCCACAUAGUUAUGGGCAUCAGUAAUGAUUCAUAGAAGCUUAUGCAUUUUUGCGUUUGAGAUUUCCUCAAAAGCAAACAUUUUACUUUUGUCAGAAAAAAAUGGCACCGUGCUUUCCAGCAGGUGUGAGCCACCACACCGGUGAGAAUCUUCCCGAAUGCGCACACACACACCUCCUGGCCUUAACUACAGCUCACCGACACUAAAGCCACUGAAAGCCAGCCAUGAUGCAAAAGCCAAAAAAAAAAAAAAAAAAAAAAAACCAAAAACAAAAAAACCCCUCAAUGUAUGCAGAAAUGAGGGAAGCCUGUAGGACCUGGUGUGGGAGGAGACAGCGAGACUGCUCUUCCUCUCAAAGACGGUAUUUCCUUCCUCUACUGAGAGUUUUCUGUCCAGGCUCACCUGGUUGACCAUCUCCUCUCUAGUGCCCCACAGACUUUAUUAUCCCCCCUCCAUGUGCUGGGACCUCUCUAUGUCAACUUCUGAGACAUGCCCGGUCAUCUAUGUGCUUCUCAAUCUCCGUGGCAAGUUUCAAAGUUUACAAAUAGGUUCUCUCACGAAAACAAGCAUUGUAGGACGUUUAAAUAAAGAUCUGACAAACCACAAUUUAUUAAUAGGCUGCAGGAAGCCAGUAAGCAUGUAAUAAUACUUGUUUACAACAUAGAACAAAGGUAAUUAUGGUUUUGCUAGGAAACAUCUGUAAGCUCUCUCUUAAACUGGUUUAGCAAUAGAGUUUUAUAAAGCGUUUCAGCUGGGGAUUUAGUAGGCGUGUUAAUGACCUAUUAAAUGUUCUUUAUAGACUCCAUGGCAGUAUUGAGGGUGUAAAAUGGAACUGUUUUGAUGAGGGCAGGGUCUGGCUUGUGGCAAAUUGUUUUAGUCUUGCUCUUCAAUAGAAAAGACUUCUGUGGUCCUGUUUACUUAAAAGCAAACUACCAGCUGCUGAGUUAGUGUGUCUUGGAGUUCAACCCCAGGGACUCAAGUCCAUGUCGUACUUGGUGUGUCUUCUGUCGUAGUGGGCAGCUUCGCGAAAUGAACUGUGUGCGUUGGAAACGUUUACAUUUACCCACUUUGCACAGCAGCCUUGGUGUCAGACGCUACACACAAGACCGAGCGCAAUGAAAAUGAUUUCUAAAUCUCAUAUGUCUUAGCUCUAUACCUCUGGCUGGACACCAUCUCAAAUUUUUCUCUUUGCAUUUUUAUGUAAUUCUGUAAUUAAUGUGUGUUACAAUCAUUUGCUCUUUUGGCUAACUGAACCUAAAGACAUAGCUGAGACAUAGCUGUAAAUAAGGCAUGUUCUGUAUUUUUGUUUCCUGUUUGAUUGGUUUCUCUAGGAUUGUCUGCUUUUUACUUAAGGAAUUUUUGUGUAGAUGAUAUUCCUAAAAGUAGGAUAAGUUAUGAAAAUUUUCAAUUACUGAAUUUGUAAUAACAUUUCAACAUAGAUCUUAUUUGCAAAGGCCACUGGGGUGCCUGCAUUAACUAUAGCGACAUGUACAAUUUUUCUCCGAUACUAUAAUAUAUAAUCUUGUCAUAACGUUUUGGAAGCCUCUCCAAAUAUGCUUAAUAACUUAUUUCCAUAAGAUUGAAGAGUUUUAUUUAUAAAACAUAAGACCAAGUUAAUUUAUAAAUCAGUAUUACUAAGACACAUCAGUAAGUGAAAUACAGUUGGCGUUCUUUGAUUCUGGUUGUGCUUUGUUUGAAGGGAUAGAAAGUAUCUUUUCAGAACUUUCAUUAAAAUUUUGAAAUGUUUGUAUUCUUUGUAUGUGUGCCACUUUACAGUUUAUGCAAGUUCUAAGCAAUAACCUGCAUGUUCUACCUGGUCGGCAUCCGUCCUCACGACAGUUUCCUUUACUAUUCCGAACGACACCAGUCAACAUGGUAGACCCCUCCCCUCUCCCAGCGAACACCUUGGGAUUUUCUCGUGUUAAAACACUACUAUAAUGUGGUGCAAACCUUUGUAUUUUGUGAAAGAGAAAUAAAGCCACAAUUAUUUAGCGCAAAA